AUGGCUCUUUUGAAGCCUGCACUGAGGCUGCUGGAAGUGGUUGAACAGGGGAAAUAUGAAGAGGCAUUAUCAAUCACAAACGCCGAUGACCAAGAUAUAAAAGGUUGUCUCGUUUCCGUAGCUCCCGAUUUGAUUUACAAAGUGGCUUACAGUUUUGGAAACCAGAAUAACAUUCAACUUAAACUUUUGCUCACCCGCCUUUUUGAUUUAAUUACGUUAGUGCCACAGAAGUUUCGCAUUUGUUACGAGUUACUCGUUUGGCGUACGUCACCGCUCCUUACUGAUGUGCUUGUAAAUCAGAUAGGCUUGCUUAUCACGGAGGAGUUCCUGGUUGUCUACCCAGAAUUGUGGAACCAGAUUUGUAACGAGCUACCGAUUAAGUUGGAAAAGAGACUGUGCGAGCGACUGGCUAGCCCUGAUGAAGAGUUAUGGUUUGCAAUAGUGGAGUCCGCCCACGUUUUAGCCUUUUUCGACAAAAUUCCAUUCAGAGUUCCUUAUAAAUUUGAAAAAUUGAUUGACGUAGUUUUGAACGAGAUUGCUUCGGAUGAGGCUGCAGCUUAUCCUUUUUUGAUAUGGUAUGCCAGGGAACAUCCAUUUUCCCCAAAGCUGCUGGGUCACACGGAGCCUACGGUAUUGAUUCCCAACGUAUAUGAUUUGCGGUUUCUUCAGUUGCGGUUAGUGGAGGGGAUAUGCGAAUACAUCAGCACUAACGAGUUUAAUCGGUGCGAUGGAACCUUCAUUAAACCUCUUGCCAAUGCUCUGAGAUUUUUACAUAAACUCUGUUAUGACUGCCGUGAACUUUAUGCAAGACAUAUCGACAUUUACGCGGAGAUGUUUGUUCUUCUUGUUCGAUUUAUCGAAGAUUUCGAUGUGGAGGCACAUCGAUUUGUAAUCAUGAAAAAAUCUCAGGAGAUCAUAACUUGUUUCCCAACGGAACUGCGGGUACUUCUUCUGAAACACAUAAUAGGAAGGAUUAUCAAUGGGACUCAUCUGUUUUUGCCAAAUGAGUCCAAGGUUUUGGCAUGGUUGCUGGAUCAAUUGCAGCAAAACAUUUGCGAGAAAGUCUGCAUUGACGAGUUGGGCAGCGUAUUUGGAAUCUUGGAAUGCGUCGCAUACGAUGAUGUUCCCUCAUCGGCUGCUUACUAUGUUUCAGUUUUGCGGAUAGUGAAGGCGUACGCUUGUCACUGGUUUGUUUUUUCUUCUCCAUCACGAUUCUACCGUCUUGCCAUCCUCUAA
This is a messenger RNA of Strongylus vulgaris, 1236 nucleotides long. The record is from the annotation of a GenBank genome assembly. Lineage: Eukaryota; Metazoa; Nematoda; Chromadorea; Rhabditida; Strongylidae.